AGAGAAAUGAUGACAGGAGAAUUUAGUUAAAUGAGUAAAUGACAGUCGAAAAGAAGGGAGAGAUAACGAUAGUGAUGGUGACAGAAAGCUUGAAACAGAGAAGAAAACAGAGCGAUAAGUAAGUAGGCAGAAAAGAAAGAAGAGAUUUAAGGGGGAAUAAGAAAGAUAAAAUGAGAGAGGGGUAACGAAAAUAAUGAGAAUGAGAGAUUGAGUGAGGAAAAAGGGAGGGCAACGAGAGAUAUAUGAAGUGAAGGAAAAGUGAAGGGCUUGAGAGCAAGAGAGGAAAAAGACAGAGGAAAUAAGAAAAGGGGAGAUCGGGAGAGGAAGGAAUAAAGAGAAGGAAGAGUAGGGGGUAACAGACAGGGAGAGAAAGAGGAGGAAUUGGAAACGAAAAGUAGAAAGAUUUGGUAGAGAAAGAGCUGGAGGGAAAGGUAAAGAGUUAGGGAGUGAGCGAGAGGAGUAAGAGAAAAGAUAGAGAGAUAGAGGAAGUGAAGCAAGGAAAAAGAAGGAAAAGGCGAAAGAAAGAAAGAAAUAGUUGUAUAAAUACGCUUGACAUAGAAGUUCUCUGAGAAAAAAUAUUACAAUUCGUCGUCUUGUUUCCACAGUAUGGCUACCACACGGAAAUUUACGGUCCGGGAGGGCAGGAGUUCCGACUGCGAACAAAUAUAUCAUUUGAUUAAGGAUGAAAUCCAAAGAUGACAGUAUCAGGAAUUGAACUCAGAAUGCAAUGCAAUGAAAGGAGCUUGCAACUUAUGAAAAGAUGGGUGACCGAGUUCAAAUUACUCCUGAAGUUCUAAAACAACAUGGAUUUGGAAAGCAUAAAUAUUUCCAUUUGCUAGUAGCAGAAUGUAGCCCCGACGAUGACUCUGAACUAGCUGGCAAGAUUGGUGGUUAUAUUCUGUUUUUCUUUGGUUAUGACCCUUGGCAAGGAAAAUACCUUUAUGUGGAAGAUUUCUAUGUCACCUCCUGUUGUCGAAAAAUUGGUAUGGGUAGCGCCCUCUGGAAAGCAGUCAUUAAGGUUGCUGCCAGAGAACAAUGUGAAUUGAUGCAGUGGUGUGUGCUGGACUGGAAUCAAUUGGCUAUUGAUUUUUACAAACGAUUUGGCGCCACUGAUAUCACUAAAGAUGUUGGAGAACUUUUUAGACUUAGUCACAACCAACUGAAGGAAAUUGCUUCCAAAAUUCCUUAACUACUACCAUUCUAGAAAAAAAAUAAAAUAAAUAAAAUUACAAUAGAAAGCAAAAAAAUAAUGAAAAAAAAACAAACAGAAAACAUUUAAAAAAUAAAUAUAAGACCAAGAAGAUAAAAGAAACAUUUUAGUAUAUUAAGAGGAAAUGGAACAAACCUAACAAAGAAA
Molecule: messenger RNA, 1357 nt
Organism: Octopus sinensis (East Asian common octopus)
Lineage: Eukaryota; Metazoa; Mollusca; Cephalopoda; Octopoda; Octopodidae
Product: diamine acetyltransferase 1
Exons: 6
Coding region: 761-1189 (142 amino acids)
Molecular function (GO): N-acetyltransferase activity
Source: RefSeq, a predicted model, not a curated record